AUGUCCACCCACGCUGUUAUCGACCACACUGCCUUCCCCUACAUCCUCGACCUCAUCUUCAGUCAGGCCGACUACGCCUCACUCCUUAAAUGGCGCCUCACAUCUCGCGGGUUCCGCGCUCGAGCCGAUCGCCUUCUCUUCAGCCACGUCAUCCUCACCCGUGACUUGUACCGCGGUGUAUCUCUUGGGCCAGGCUCAACGUCCACGUCCCCGCCUAUUCUCAGAGACAAACUCCUCCCGUUCACCCCGGCUGCCGUCCAGAUAUUCGACUUGGACCACAGGCACUACCACGGCGAUUACAAGCUGGCGGACUUCAACCUCGGCCAGCUUACUUCUGCCCACACCCUUCGUCGCACCGGCAGGUUCGUGGCUCAACUCGGUACCCAUCAGAUUCCCAAUGUCACCACCACCGUGGACUUCUUCGACCCUUACGAUGUUCCCAACCGAUACCGCCGACGCCCUCAUCUGAAGACCAACAUCUGGCUCCCUCAUCGUAUCAAACGGUAUUGUCUGCACGUCGAUUGGAUGGGGUUCAAGGGUAGCAAAAACGUCCGCGAAUGGGUUCUCGUACUUCACUCCUUGGUCUCCGAUGAUGAGAUCGAACUCGGCCCGUCGAAUCACCACGACCCUUACCCCCCGUUCAUCGGCAACAUCCUCACUUACAUGAUGAAGGUCCUCGACCGCAAGGGUUCAAUCACGAUUGUCGGCGCAGAGCACGUCACCCCUGUGCAAUUCGGAGGGGUCGAGGACGACAUGAGCCGUUCAUCGACCGACCUACUCCGUGCCACGAUGAUCAAACUCAUCCACAAAUCGUUCCCUCCAGGCCCCAAGCGCGUUCACGCCGAGACGAACACCACCUUCCUCACUUUUACCGACUGGUUCGACUCCCUCGGGGACAAGCUCGACGUUGAGGCCUACUUCUUCGAUUACGGAUAUCAUGAGUUGUGCGCAGUCUGCGGCGCGACUGUCCAGUCGGACCCCUCUCGUCGUUGCCGCCACUGCAGAUACUGUUGCAAUUGUCCCCCGGACUCUCCUCUGUGGUUCCUGAGCGAUUGAACAGGGAGAGGAUAUCGGCCCGCUCAAGUAUGUUCGAUGGUAACAGACGUCACACCAAGCCACUAAGAACAAUGCAUGUUGGUUGUUUGUAAACAUGACGACGGGCUCUACCUUUAAGGUUUGAAACGAGCCGAGUCACGAGAUCCAGUCUCCGCCCGAGGCAUGACAGCCCGAACUAAGCCUAAAUGUGAAUGUGACAG
This is a messenger RNA of Vanrija pseudolonga, 1256 nucleotides long. RefSeq lists its product as uncharacterized. The record is from RefSeq and is a predicted model, not a curated record. Lineage: Eukaryota; Fungi; Basidiomycota; Tremellomycetes; Trichosporonales; Trichosporonaceae. The coding region runs from base 1 to 1056 and encodes 351 amino acids. The transcript is spliced from 4 exons.